AUGGAUGGUGUCGGCAAACUUGGGCUAUCAACUUUACAAAAAGUUACAUCGGUAUUUUGCAUGUUGGCGUAUGAAACAUCAGCAGAUAGUACUGAUGAAUAUGUUAGGAUCGGCGAGUCAACUGCAAUUGUAUGUUUAAAGAGAUUUUGCAGAACAAUUGUAGAAGUAUAUGGAGAUGAAUAUCUGAGGACCCCCAAUGUCGACGAUGUUGCAAGGUUAUUGCAAAAGGGCGAAGAAAGAGCAUGGACAGGACAAUACUCAGGUCGUCAUGGAGGCCCAACCAUUAUUCUUGAGGUAGUAGCAUCAUAUGAUCUAUGGAUAUGGCAUGCUUACUUUGGCUUACCAGGAUCCAAUAACGAUAUAAAUGUAUUGCAGUCGUCUAAUUUGUUCGACAAUCUAUCACAAUGUAUUGCUCCUCAUGCUCAUUACACAAUUCAAGGAAAAAAUUAUGAUGUCGGUUAUUAUUUGGCCGAUGACAUAUAUCUGAAAUGGCCAACACUUGUUCAAACCAUUUCUAAUUCCGAUGAUAAAAAGAAACAAUAUUUUGCAAUGAUGCAAGAAGCAUGUCGAAAAGAUGCUGAGCGGGCAUUCAGUGUUCUCCAAUCACGAUUUGCUAUCAUCAAGGGGUCAGCUUGUUUUUGGGAUAAACGAACUCUGCAUGAUAUCAUGACUGCUUGUAUUAUAAUGCACAAUAUGAUUAUCAAAGAUGAACGCGACGAGCAAGAAGAUGUUAUCAUUUCAACUCCACAAUCAAUUCUGAAUGCUGAAAAUAUGGAGAUAACGGAAACUGAACGAUUCCAACGGUUCCUUGCUCGACAUAAGAGGUUGAAAAACAAAGAAGCUCAUUAUGCACUUCGAAAUGCAUUGAUUGAACAUUUGUGGGAAAGACAUGGAAAUGAAGCGAUGUAA
Molecule: messenger RNA, 909 nt
Organism: Asparagus officinalis (garden asparagus)
Lineage: Eukaryota; Viridiplantae; Streptophyta; Magnoliopsida; Asparagales; Asparagaceae
Exons: 2
Coding region: 1-909 (302 amino acids)
Source: RefSeq, a predicted model, not a curated record